AUGACUAGAGAUAUUACUAACCAUUUACUUUUUGAGGUGGCUACCGAAGUUGCUCACAAGGUGGGAGGAAUUUACUCAGUGUUAAAAUCGAAAGCACCUAUUACGGUUGCUGAAUACAGAGAACGUUAUACAUUGAUUGGACCUUUGAACUACCAUUCAGCUCAAAUUGAAGUAGAAGAGUUACCAGUCAAGGAUCCCUUGAUUAAGCAAACUUUGGAUUCGAUGUCUGCCAAAGGUGUUCGCUGGCUUUAUGGAAGAUGGUUAAUUGAAGGGGCACCAAGAGUGUUGCUUUUCGACAUUUGGUCGGCUGGUCAUUUUCUUAACGAGUGGAAAGCUGAUUUAUGGAAUAUAGCCGGAAUUCCGACCCCAGACCAUGAUCUGGAAACUAAUGAGGCCAUUUUAUUAGGAUACUUGGUUGCAUGGUUCUUGGGUGAGUUGGUUUACAAUGAUCGUGACAGGGCUGUUAUUGCUCAUUUCCAUGAAUGGUUGGCCGGUAUCGCAUUGCCCUUGUGUCGUAAAAGAAGAAUUGAUGUCACAACUAUCUUUACAACGCAUGCAACAUUGUUGGGAAGAUACCUUUGUGCCGGAUCGACUGAUUUCUACAACAACUUGGCCAAUUUUGACGUUGAUGCCGAAGCUGGUAAACGAGGAAUUUAUCAUCGUUAUUGCAUUGAAAGGUCAGCCACUCAUUCAGCUGAUGUAUUCACCACUGUUUCUCAUAUCACAGCGUUUGAAAGUGAGCAUUUGUUAAAAAGAAAGCCUGACGGUGUUUUACCAAAUGGUUUAAAUGUUGUCAAAUUCCAAGCUGUUCAUGAAUUUCAAAACUUACAUGCCAUGAAGAAAGAAAAAAUCAAUGAAUUUAUCAAGGGACACUUUUAUGGGAAUUACGACUUUGACUUGGAAAAUACACUAUACUUUUUUAUUGCUGGUAGAUAUGAAUUCAGAAACAAGGGAUGCGAUUUCUUUAUUGAAAGUUUGGCAAGGUUAAAUCACAGAUUGAAAGAGAGUGGCUCCAAAAUGACAGUCGUUGCUUUUAUUAUAAUGCCAGGAAGAACUCAAUCAUACACAGUUGAAACUUUGAAAGGACAGGCAGUUGUUAAACAAUUGGAGUCUACCAUUGAGGAGGUUCAGAAGAAAGUUGGUGAACGUUUGUUUGAACAUUGUGCAAGGUAUCCUAAUUCAGAACAUGCGGCUGGCAAGUCAAAUGAAGUACCAUCAAUCGAUGAAUUAAUCAAGCCUGCUGAUCGUGUGUUAUUGAAGAGAAGAAUUUAUGCAUUAAAGAGAGAAGGUUUGCCGCCAAUCGUCACUCAUAAUAUGAUUGAUGAUAAUACAGAUCCUAUUUUAAACCAAAUUAGACGUGUUCAAUUAUUCAAUCGUCCAGAGGACAGAGUUAAGAUCAUUUUCCAUCCGGAGUUCCUUAAUGCCAACAACCCAAUUUUGUCCUUGGAUUAUGAUGAGUUUGUACGUGGGUGUCAUUUGGGUGUUUUCCCAUCUUAUUACGAGCCAUGGGGCUAUACUCCGGCGGAAUGUACCGUCAUGGGAAUUCCUUCCAUCACAACAAAUCUUUCUGGAUUCGGAUGUUAUAUGGAAGACUUGAUUGAAAAUACCAGUGAUUAUGGAAUUUACAUUGUUGAUCGAAGAAUGAAAUCAGUUGAUGAGUCUAUUGACCAGUUAACUGGUUAUAUGUUUGAUUUCUGUGAAAAAACUAGGAGACAGAGAAUCAACCAAAGAAACAGAACCGAGAGAUUGAGCGAUUUAUUGGAUUGGAAACGAAUGGGAUUGGAGUAUAUCAAAGCCCGUCAAUUAAGUUUAAAGAGAGCAUAUCCCGACAAGUUCAAAAACGGUGCCAAUCCAUUCAAUAACUCAACUAAUUUAAAAUUGACAAGACCGCUUUCAGUUCCAGGCUCACCUAGAUCCAAGGUUGGAUUAAUGACUCCUGGUGAUUUAGGAAGUUUACAAGAAGCGCACGAGGGUUUGAAUACGGAUGAUUAUGUGGGGUUCAAAUUAGGUUUGGGUGCCAAUGAUGACGAUAAUGAGGAUGGAGAUGGAGAUCAACAUUAUCCAUUGACUUUAAGAGGGAAUUCGGUACCCCCCGAGGAUAAGGCUGAGUAG
Lodderomyces orthopsilosis Co 90-125 is the source of this 2112-nucleotide messenger RNA. RefSeq names its product glycogen (starch) synthase (gene GSY1). Gene Ontology annotation, biological process: glycogen biosynthetic process. Gene Ontology annotation, molecular function: alpha-1,4-glucan glucosyltransferase (UDP-glucose donor) activity. Lineage: Eukaryota; Fungi; Ascomycota; Pichiomycetes; Serinales; Debaryomycetaceae. Gene Ontology annotation, cellular component: cytoplasm. Bases 1 to 2112 code for a protein of 703 amino acids. The record is from RefSeq and is a predicted model, not a curated record. The transcript has a single exon.